Molecule: messenger RNA, 1944 nt
Organism: Ciona intestinalis (vase tunicate)
Lineage: Eukaryota; Metazoa; Chordata; Ascidiacea; Phlebobranchia; Cionidae
Product: tRNA pseudouridine(38/39) synthase
Biological process (GO): tRNA pseudouridine synthesis; mRNA pseudouridine synthesis
Cellular component (GO): nucleus; cytoplasm
Molecular function (GO): pseudouridine synthase activity; RNA binding
Source: RefSeq, a predicted model, not a curated record
CACGCGCGAGCGCGUAAGAAUUUGUAUUUGAUCAACGUUGUUUUGGUUUGGUUUUGUGCAUAUAGUAAUAAAUAAAACUAACUUGUUUAAAUUAAUCAAGACGACGAUCAGUGAUGUUUUGCUGGUAAUGUUUAUAUUAAAGAGUAUCUUAUACAUUCCCGUAUUUAAGAAUCUGCGCUGUAUGAGCUUUACUACCGCUAUGCAGAAAAACAUGGAAAAAACAGACAAAUUUUACAACACUGACGCUUUAAAUGAGUUGUCCAAAGAAGACUUGGUGAAACUUGCCAUAAACUUUCAAGGUAAAUACCGACAAGUUUUAAAUAAAAACCAGAGUUCGAGCUCGAAGUUGCAACAAAUGAUAAAACGAUUCCAUCCGAGAAGAAAACGUAAGAUGACGAAGAUGGUUGAUUUCGAAUCUUGCAUGUAUAGAAGAAUAGCAUUGAAAGUUGCCUAUUUAGGCUGGGACUAUGAGGGCUUGCAAGAGAAUGAAAACUUGGAUGACACAAUUGAGCGCAUUCUACGAGAAGCUUUAAGAAGGGUGAGGCUCGUUCCUGCAGAUCGUUCUAUUUAUUUUUCCAGGUGCGGACGUACGGAUAAAGAAGUUAGUGCUUUCAGUCAAGUUAUUGUUGUAAAAGUGAGGUCACUUUUAGCAUCUGGGCCAGGUGUAAUAACCGCCAAUGUAGCUUAUCCUGCAGAAGAGGAGAACCAAGAGGAAGGGGAAGAAGAGGACUCUCAUGAUCCGAAACACUCAAAUCAAAAUUUUCUUCCGGAAGUUUCUGUUCCCGAAAAUAAUGGUGAUGUUGAAAUGACAGAUGGUGCAGAGCAAAGUAAAACUCCAGAAAUCAAUGACGAAAAUCCAAUUAAAAUUGAAGAAAAUGAAUAUGAGUUUACUGGGAUGCUUAAUCGUGUUCUACCCGCAGAAAUUAAGGUCCUGGCAUGGGCUCCAGUUGAGAAUGAAGAGUUUAGUGCGAGAAAGCAUUGCUUGGGUAGGGAGUAUCGAUAUUAUUUCCACAGAGGUAAUGCGGAUAUUACGGCGAUGAAUGAAGCGGCAAAGUUAUUCUGUGGGCUGCAUGAUUUUCGUAACUUCGGUAAAGUUAAUGUUGUGAAUUGUGUUAACUAUGUGCGGAGGAUCAACCAUUUUGAAAUUAGUUUUUGUGAUGAGGAAAAGGGAGCCGGACCGUAUCGCAUGUGCUUUGCAAGGAUUAUUGGAUCUGGGUUUAUUUAUCAUCAAGUAAGGAGCAUGAUGGCGGUUCUUUAUCUUAUUGGUGUUGGUCUUGAAAAGCCAGAAAUUAUCACUGAACUUUUUAAUAUUGAAAAGCAUCCAAAAAAGCCGUGGUUUGGCUUGGUUAAGCCGCAUGCGUUGGUGUUAUUCAACUCUAUCUACCCGGACCUUAAAUGGAGAAUUGUCAACCAAGAUGCACAACGUGUUUUAGAACAUUUUCAAAACUUCUGGGGAAACUUGGCCUUAAAAUCGCAUCUUACUUUUAAGCUUUUAAAGUUAGUCGAAAAUGAUGAAACAAUCGCUGUGGGUGGGGAAGAUGGUCAAACUCAUACAACUUACAAACAACUGGCAUGUGAUCUGCAGAGAGAUACAUUACUGCACGGCGUAAACAAAAAACUUCUGGUCGAUUGUUACAACCUGAAUAAGGAUAGCUAUAAAAAGAUAAUGGACCGUCCUGUAGGGAAGAGUUUGGAGGAACAUCUGGAAGUUGCGAGGAAGAAGAAGAGGAAGAUUGCCCCGAGUAAUUCAAACUUUAAACUUCCUCCAAUGGAGGUUGAAGCAACGGAAGAUAUUUCUUAAUAAAUAUUGUAAUGCAUUUGUGUCAUUAAAUUUAUUAAACUCAAACACUUUUAUCAACCCUAAUAUUUUAAUAGUGUCAAUAUGGUUUAUUUUUUGGGGGGAAUUAGUCUUUUAAAACUGAUGUUACUUUUAAUCUGCAGCAA